Molecule: messenger RNA, 1715 nt
Organism: Glossina fuscipes
Lineage: Eukaryota; Metazoa; Arthropoda; Insecta; Diptera; Glossinidae
Product: 26S proteasome regulatory subunit 8
Exons: 3
Coding region: 136-1350 (404 amino acids)
Biological process (GO): proteasome-mediated ubiquitin-dependent protein catabolic process
Cellular component (GO): proteasome regulatory particle, base subcomplex
Molecular function (GO): ATP binding; ATP hydrolysis activity; proteasome-activating activity
Source: RefSeq, a predicted model, not a curated record
GACUGUGUGUUGACUUUGCAAGUACUUUUAACGAAGAAGAAAGUAUAAAUUUCGGAAAUAUUUAUUCUACGUAGAGAGUUUCAACAAAAUCGAAGGAGUAUAUAAGGGUUUUGAAAGCUGAUUGUAUUAUAAAUAAUGACGGUCACUAAUCGAAUGGAUAUUGAGUGUGCCUGUAAGGGUGAAGGCUUUCGUUCAUACUACAUACAGAAAAUCGAAGAGCUCCAAUUGAUUUUAGCCGAAAAAAGCCAAAAUUUAAGACGUCUCGAAGCUCAACGUAAUGAAUUGAAUGCUAAAGUGCGUAUGCUGCGCGAAGAACUACAACUACUGCAGGAACAAGGCAGCUACGUAGGCGAAGUGGUUAAGCCAAUGGAUAAGAAGAAGGUUUUAGUGAAAGUUCACCCUGAAGGCAAAUUUGUGGUAGACAUUGAUAAAAAUAUUGAUAUCAACGAUGUCACGCCAAAUUGUCGUGUGGCAUUGCGCAACGAGAGUUAUACUUUGCAUAAAAUUCUUCCUAAUAAAGUUGAUCCUUUGGUUUCUCUCAUGAUGGUCGAAAAGGUGCCAGAUUCCACCUAUGAAAUGGUGGGUGGUCUAGAUAAGCAAAUCAAGGAAAUUAAAGAAGUUAUUGAGCUACCGGUUAAGCAUCCAGAAUUAUUUGAUGCUUUGGGUAUUGCUCAACCCAAGGGUGUGCUGCUGUAUGGCCCGCCCGGUACUGGGAAGACUUUAUUAGCCCGUGCUGUUGCUCAUCAUACUGAAUGCACUUUCAUACGCGUUUCUGGCUCAGAACUUGUGCAGAAAUUUAUCGGCGAAGGUUCCCGAAUGGUGCGCGAAUUAUUCGUGAUGGCUCGAGAGCACGCACCUUCCAUAAUAUUUAUGGAUGAAAUUGAUUCUAUUGGUUCAUCACGUAUUGAGUCUGGCUCAGGAGGCGAUUCUGAAGUUCAACGUACGAUGUUAGAAUUACUGAAUCAAUUAGACGGUUUUGAGGCUACUAAAAAUAUAAAAGUUAUCAUGGCGACAAAUCGCAUUGACAUCUUAGAUCCUGCUCUCUUACGCCCUGGACGCAUUGAUCGGAAGAUAGAAUUUCCACCGCCAAAUGAAGAAGCUCGUCUUGACAUUCUCAAAAUUCAUUCGCGUAAAAUGAAUUUGACACGUGGUAUUAAUUUACGUAAAAUUGCCGAAUUAAUGCCAGGAGCAUCAGGUGCUGAAGUAAAAGGAGUUUGUACAGAGGCCGGUAUGUAUGCGUUACGUGAACGGCGUGUUCACGUUACUCAGGAAGACUUUGAAAUGGCUGUAGCCAAGGUGAUGCAAAAGGAUUCCGAAAAAAAUAUGUCUAUUAAGAAGCUGUGGAAAUAAAUUUACAAGAUUGCUUCUUUGAUAAAAUAUAACAUAAAUAUAUGAUUUUCAUAAUGACAUUAGAAUUUUCCAUUUCCAUUAAGUGCUCUAAUAAUUAUACAAAAAUUUGAACGUAUUUUCUAAGAGUGAUGCUCCAGUACCUUUAAAAAAAUGGAAAAAAUUGACCACGCCUACCCAAUGUCAUAGUUUAUAACAAUUUCAUUUUUUCUUCAGUAUGCCAAAAUCAGUUUGCUCCUUUUACACAUCAAAAGAUAUUGAAAAGUACUUUUCCGGAUUAUCUGCAGCCAAAUUUCUGCCUUUUUGCAAAAAUUUUUUAGUCAGGUUGACGUAUAUCAAGUGAUCUUUAAGUGAAUAAGAUGGACUUG